AUGAGUUUCAAUUGUAGGUACGGUUUUAUACAUCAGUUCUGUAAAUUAGGUUAAAAUCGAGGAUCGAUCAAACCUAGGAAUCAUGAUUGGUAUUUCAAGAGGAGACAUCGGUUGGCCAUUAAACCUCCACAUGCAGAUCUCUGAACUAAGAAUCAUUUGCGGGUCAUUAAACCUCCACUCCUAGAUGAUAGGAAUUACGAAACGCAGGAUAAAGAGAGCUUUUCUCAAGAACAUUUAAGAAAAAAUUGAUUUGGAUAUAUACAUAUCUAUUUAUGUCACAAAGAGAAGAAGAAAAAUAUAAUCUAAGAACACGAUUUGUUUAUACGGACCUAUGAAAUUUUUGGAAUAUUCCAUUAAUAUAAAAGUAGAUUGAUGAGGAGACCAGUAUGAAUGAAAUACUCACAAGGUAUAAGAAUCCUUCAGAGGCUUUAGCAAUUUCCCUCGUUCUCCCUUUCUGUGUGGAAGGUGUUGUGUGAAACACCUGCAUACCGUAGAGUUUUGCAUUGGGUGACAUAUUAUUGAAGGAAUAAAAUAGAUAUUAAACAUCAUGGGGAGAAAAGUAGUAAAAUGUUUAACAUUUUCAACUUAUCAUAAUAGAUUUUUGACUACGAAUCAUAAAAUGAUUUUCCAUACGACAAUCAAUGAAUUAUAAAAGAUAUAUAUAAGACAGUUUGUCAUCUCCCCGUCAUUUUACAGGACUUUUAGAACAUUAGUAUAGAGAGUCCCGACAAGAGCAUGAUGUAAAUGAUAGAGAAACCAAACGUGUACCAUCUCAAUCUUUUUUGUCUUAGCUUCCUUCCGUAAAAUUUCAGCCUCUUCAAGAGGAAGGUCUGGGACAAUCAGUCCUGAAAAAAUAUGUAUUAACAUCUCAGUCUUCAAAUAAAAUAUGAAAAGAUGCAUGACACAGUCUCGAACUGUAAUAAACUCUCCCGAGGAAUAAAGUAUUAAUUAUAAAAUUAUUUAUUAAGUACCAUAGUGCACCAUUUGAGGAAAAACUUCACUUUUCUUUUGGCAAAUUGCUUUUGCACAUCGAUGAAAUCUUCUCGCCAUAAAAACUCAAAUCGUGUUUUAAAAUAUUCCAGUAACGCAUUUUAUUCAUUUUUCCACGUAUAAAAUUGCAAUAGGCCCCCAUGAUGCCAAGAUGCAUUCGUAUGACAUCGAUGACUUUCAAGCAUAAUCAAAUACUAAUUGGGGCUACUAUGGACGAGAGUAUAUGUUUACCGCGUGCACCAACUUCAUUCAUAGCGGCCAAGAACUUUGAGACUCCGUACUCUAGAACCGGAUGGAAAUAUGAGAGUACCGUGAUUGGACAAGAUAGUUCAGGAACAACCUGUAACGGAUGAGACGGUGGCGUCUUUCACAAAAUUAUCAUAUUCUUACCAGAGUCGGAAAGAGUUAGAUAGGAAGAAAGAUAGAGAGAGAGAGAGAGAGAGAGAGAGAGAGAGAGAGAGACGAUACAAGAGCGUGGCGCCGAUUCCAUGUCCUACCUCGCUAA
Messenger RNA from Spirodela intermedia, 1495 nucleotides. The record is from the annotation of a GenBank genome assembly. Lineage: Eukaryota; Viridiplantae; Streptophyta; Magnoliopsida; Alismatales; Araceae.